UCACCACCACUAAGUGGCAUCUCCAAAUAAGUGUCACCUCUUGAGUCUUUUUUCACAGCUUGUGAAAUUCAGAAAAAGUACACUUUGGUUCAAAACUACCGAGGAAUAUCGAAGGAUCCUUUGAUUGGAAUGUCUGGUGGCCCCUCCAUAACGCUAAAAAGCCAGCCGAUCGAUGGUAACAACACCGGGAAUGCUGCGGCCCAACAACAAGCUGCAGCAGCAAAUGGCGCAUCGGGAUCUGGUUCUUCUGGCACCCCAAAUGGGAGUGGAACUGGUGCAGGAACGGGGGCGGGAGCUAGCAAUGCUCCAGCCGAGGGCACACGCCAGAACAGCCUGCAGCGAAUCCAGCAGAGGAAGCAAAAGGUCUUCAACCUACCCGUGCCCCAGAAGCUGGCCAAGCUAUCGAUGUACUCCGCUUGCCAGGCCGAAGGAUGCCGCUGCACUGGCUGGAAGACGCCCCAGGAGAAUCGCCAUCGCGACGUAGAGUCAUCGUACUGUCCCGAGUUUAACGAGGAGUGCCGCAACUCCAGUUGUCGCCACUCCUUGCGAACCCAUAUCGCCCAUUUGGAUAAUAUUUCCAGUUCCAAUAUGGAUGAGCUGCUGGGUGCCAUUAUCGACAUGGAGAACCUGUUCAUGUCGAUGCAGCGCGUUGAGGACGAGGACACCAAGAAGGUCUACUUGUAUCUGUUUCGGCUGCUCCGCCAGUGCGUCCUAACCCGCCAACAGGCUGUAAUUCGAGGACCUCUGGGGGAUCCGCCAUUCGAGUCGCCCUGUAUCACCAAGGCGGUGCUCUCGCUGGUCUUCUACAAGUACAACCACCUCAGUCCGACGGAGCUGCAAACCAUGACCGAGGUGGCCAAGACUUUUCUCAACUUCCUGAAUCACUACAACUUUGAGUCGCCUUCAACCCGCAGGGGCGACCUGACCCACGAGGACGCCUCCAACUACAAGAUCAACUACACCCGCUGGCUGGUAUUCUGCCACGUUCCUGCCUUCUGCAACUCUCUGCGUCAGUUCGAAACGUCCCUGGUGUUCGGACGAACCCUGCUGCGCACCGUUUAUCAGUACAUGUCGCAGCAGCUGAAAAAGAAGUGCAUCUCGGAGCGCGACCGCUUCCCGGAGGAUAAGCGGUCCAUUAUCACGCAGAUGCCCAAGUUUUUGGAGGCAUUGCGGGCUGAACUGCUCAAGGAUGAUUCUCCCAUCUGGGAUCCAAACUACCGCCCGCCAAAUUCGUUCGUCAUCCAGCAGCGGAAGCGGCAUCAGGAGGUGACGCCUUCUGUGGCCGGCGUCAGUGCUGUCUCGCUGGGAACCAGUAAGCGUUCCAGCGUGGGCGAACCUCUCCACAAGCGGCCAAAGAAGGAAUCACUCGAGCGGAGCACCACAAGUGAGAGUGUGGAUGACCUGCCCACCGAUGUGGUUAUGCGUGCCAUGAAAUCGGUAUCGGAAUCAAAGACAACCAACAAGUCGGAGAUACUCUUCCCCGUGAAUGUGUCCCGGGACGAAAACGUGAAGGCCGAGGAGCAGAAGCGCGCCAUUGAGUUCCAUGUGGUGGGCAACUCGCUGACCAAGCCAGUGGACAAGCAGACGGAGCUGUGGCUUUUGGGCCUGCAACUGGUGUUUGCGUACCAACUGCCCGAGAUGCCACGCGAGUACAUCAGCCAGCUGGUCUUCGACACCAAGCACAAGACCCUGGCCCUGAUCAAGGAGAAUCAGCCCAUCGGUGGCAUUUGCUUCCGCCCCUUUCCAUCGCAGGGCUUCACCGAGAUCGUAUUCUGUGCCGUGACCAUGUCGGAGCAGGUGAAGGGGUAUGGAACGCAUCUGAUGAACCACCUGAAGGACUACAGCAUCCAGCGAGGCAUUAAGCAUUUGUUGACAUUUGCCGACUGCGACGCCAUCGGGUACUUUAAGAAGCAGGGAUUCUCCAAGGACAUCAAGCUGGCUCGUCCCGUCUAUGCGGGCUACAUCAAGGAGUACGACAGCGCCACUCUGAUGCAUUGUGAACUGCAUCCGAGCAUAGUGAACACCCAGUUCAUUGCCGUGAUUCGCAACCAGAGCGAGAUUCUCAAGGAGCUCAUAGCCCAGCGCCACAAUGAAGUCCAGAAAGUCAGGCCGGGAUUGACAUGCUUCAAGGAGGGUCUGCCAUCGAUUCCUGUCGAGUCGAUUCCCGGGCUACGGGAAAUCGGUUGGAAGCCACAAGUGCGUCCAGCGAGAUCUUCGCGACCCCUGGAGGAGUCAUCCGAUCCCGAGAAGCUGGCUACUUCUUUUGCAUCCGUGUUGCAGUCCGUGCGCCAACACACCACAGCCUGGCCCUUCCUGCGACCAGUGACUGCCGCGGAAGUGCCGGACUACUAUGAUCACAUCAAGUAUCCGAUGGAUCUGAAAACCAUGGGGGAACGGCUGAAGAAAGGGUAUUACCAGACGCGCCGCCUGUUCAUGGCGGAUAUGGCGCGUAUAUUUUUAAACUGUCGGUUCUACAACUCGCCCGACACGGAGUAUUAUCGGUGCGCCAACUCCCUGGAGCGUUACUACCAAACGAAAAUGCGCGAAUUGGGACUCUGGGACAAAUGAUGCAGUGAUCCGGAGGGUCAAUGUGUAAAUUAUAUAUUUAAUCCAUGAAGGAGGGAUGUUUUUUCUCUAAUUUAUUCUAGUUUCCUGCGACAAAAGACAAGUGUGAAGUAUUCCGUAAAACUGAAAUUGGAGUUUAGAUUCAUGAAACUUUCGUCUUAUACUUUCAGACUGGCUAAUCUAAGUUAAUUUAAAUUUUAAAACAAUAAACGUUUCACCUAAUUGGACAAGUGUAUGAUGCUUAGAGAGAACCACCCGGAUACAAACAAUAAUUAUUAAUAACCGAAUGUUUGUGUCUUAACUUUUUAUUUCACUUUUGAUUUCCUACAUUCAUUGUUUGCAUGCUUUUAAAGUUAGGAUUUCUCUUUGUUUUCGUUUGGUUUAGUAAACAUUUUCUCUUUAAUAAUGUUAGUUUUGUAAAAUUAGUUUGUAAAAUAUAUGUGAGGGGGGAUGGGAGGGCGGGAAAUAAACCGAAUUCCUAGGACCUACGAUGGUCAUUGUACAAAGGCUCAUGCAUAUCAUCCGAAAGUGGCGAAAAUCAGACAUGAGGACGAGAUGUCGAGAUGGUAUUAUGAAAUUCUGUUAACCAUUAGUUGCUUACACUUGAAUUCUUCUUGCAUUUUAUAUUUUAUUACAUUGUUUUAAAUUUUAAUUUUUCAUACUGAUGUAGUCUUUACAAUUUUGACGUUUAUAUUAUUUUGUUUUUUUGUUUAACUCGAUAAUUUGCAUAUUUAUAUACAUACAUACAUAUGUAGAGCUAAUCAGGGUGAGCAUAUGUGGAGAUAUACAUAUUACAUACUUUACAUAAUUUAUGAUUAUACAAUAUAUUUUGAAAUGUGUGACUUCUCCGGAAGUGAGUGGGUUAGCUACUGCCCUCCAAAACCAAAAGGGGGUUCUGAACUUGUGCUGAAUUUUAAUAUAAAUAUAUAUAUUUGUAUAUAUAUCUGAUUAAAUGGUUAACAAAUAUCUAAAGUCAGGCAGAAGUCGCAGAAUACUUUAGCUGAAAACACAGAUGCAUGCAUUACACAAAUUUCUGUUCUUUUUAUCUCCUCCAGACCAGCCUGUGAUCACACAAUCUUAACAUUUACAUUUGAAAUUCCAUUGCUGGCGAAUAAAAAAAAAAAACAGGAAAAAAUAAUGUGCACUUUCUGUAGCCCAACCGAGAUCAGAAAUUGAAUAUGAAAACUUUCUACAUUCCUUACUUUUUUUUUUCUUGGGAUUUCUCUAUUGUAAUUUGAAACAAUGUCAAACUUGUAACUAUUAUUAUUAAUUAUUAUUUUUGUUUCGUUUUCGUUUGGAGACUGCUGCUGUUCGUUCACUCUUCAGCUGGGCUGGAUUGACUUUUUACAAUUGUGCUUUUCCAACAAGCAUUGCUGCUGAUUUUAUUUCAUUUUCAUAUUUAAAAUGUUCUUAAAUAAUAUAAUUAAAUGCUAGUAAAACGAUUCGAUUUGUCUCGAUGUUUUACGCCCACGAAAAGUACACAGUAUUACAAUCAGUUUCAUCUCUAUUUUUGUUCUCAUCCAAAUAAAAACAUGCAUUUUAGAUUUUAUUUUUUUUUUUUUAGUUUUUAGUUUGGGAAUUCCAUGGAUUUAAUUUCGUUCCGCUCCAUUAAUUUCAUUUCAUCUCCGCGAGUGUUUCUGUUAAAUUGUUUGCUUUUUGUUUUUUAUAGCUUUUCAUAUACUUAUGAUUAAUAUUUUCUUUGCAUCUAUUACUAAAAUAUAUGUAUGUAUGUAGAGGCGUGCCAUGUUUCCUUUUUUUUUGUUUUUUCUUUUCUUUUCUUAAUUUUUUGUUUGCUGUUGUUUGUUGUUGUUUCGUUAACGUGUUCUGCUCAGCGCAACGCAUUGGAACCAGCCAUUUACACAAAAACCUAAACAGAUGGCCGGUUCGCAGCACGCCUGCAAUUGAUAAUCGCCCUAAUCGCUAAUUGGUAAUCGGUAAUCGAUAAUCAGUAAUCAGUAAUCGGUAAUCGUAAAGCGCGUUUAUCGCGGGCACGGUGGGCGAGCAGCAGCAGCAGAGUGUGCCCCCGCAGGACGUCGUGAGAAUUAUAACGCUAAGUAUAAUUAUACAAAUAUAUUUAUUCCGUUAGAUCCGUAACUCGAAAUUCCUGAUAAUAAGAGCCAGUGUGUCGUCGGUCGAUCGGUCGCUUGAUUGGGUUCUCUCUCUCUCUUCCAAUUAUAUUUAUUUUAUUUUUUUUGCAAUUAAUAGGAUAUUUACUUUUUCUCUCGGUUUUUUAACUCUUCCUUCAUCAAUUGU
Messenger RNA from Drosophila ananassae, 4818 nucleotides. It is a transcript of the gene Gcn5, whose product is annotated as histone acetyltransferase KAT2A. Gene Ontology annotation, molecular function: protein binding; histone H3 acetyltransferase activity. Lineage: Eukaryota; Metazoa; Arthropoda; Insecta; Diptera; Drosophilidae. The coding region runs from base 130 to 2568 and encodes 812 amino acids. The transcript is spliced from 3 exons. The record is from RefSeq and is a predicted model, not a curated record. Gene Ontology annotation, biological process: chromatin remodeling; positive regulation of transcription by RNA polymerase II. Gene Ontology annotation, cellular component: histone acetyltransferase complex; nucleus.